AUGAGCUGGGCUGCAGUGGCGCUGCGGGCCAACCACAGAGCCGGCGCGGCGGGCGCGAAGCUCCUGGGGCUUGGGAGGGCGGCGCAGGCCCCGCUGGGCAGUGCCCGGCUCUGGAGGCCCGCGUCGGCGGUGGCGACCGUGAAGGGGGAGCUCAUUAAGAAUGUGGCUCCGGAAGAGCGCGUCCGCCACACCAAGGUCUCCGUUAUAGGAAGCGGGUCGGUGGGCGUGGCCUGCGCCAUCAGCAUCUUGCUGAGAGGCUUGAGUGACGAACUGGCCCUCGUGGAUGUGGACGAAGACAGACUGAGGGGCGAGACCAUGGAUCUUCAGCAUGGCAGCGCCUUCGUGAAAAUGCCGAACAUCGUUUGCAGCAGAGACUACCGCGUCACCGCGGGCUCCCGCCUGGUCAUCAUCGCAGCAGGCGCACGCCAGGAAAAAGGAGAAACCCGCCUCAAUCUAGUCCAGCGGAACGUGGCCAUCUUCAGAGUAAUGAUCUCCAGUAUCGUCCAGCACAGCCCCCACUGCAAGCUGAUGGUGGUUUCCAACCCGGUGGAUAUCUUAACCUACGUAACCUGGAAGUUGAGUGCGUUUCCCCAAAAUCGCGUUAUUGGAAGUGGUUGUAAUCUGGAUACUGCUCGGUUCCGUUUCUUGAUUGGACAAAAGCUUGGUAUCCACUCUGAAAGCUGUCAUGGGUGGGUCCUUGGAGAACAUGGAGACUCAAGUGUUCCUGUGUGGAGCGGAGUGAACGUCGCUGGCGUCCUUCUAAAGGAUCUGAACUCAGCUAUAGGUACUGAUAAGGACCCUGAGCAGUGGGAAAAUGUCCACAAAGCAGUGAUUACCAGUGCCUAUGAGAUCAUUAAGAUGAAAGGUUAUACUUCAUGGGCCAUUGGCUUAUCUGUAGCUGACUUAACAGAAAGUAUCUUGAAGAAUCUCAGGAGAGUGCAUCCAGUUUCUACCAUAAUUAAGGGUCUUUAUGGAAUAAAUGAAGAAGUAUUCCUCAGUGUUCCUUGUGUCCUAGGAGAAAACGGUAUAACAGACCUUAUAAAGAUAAAGCUGACCGCUGAAGAGGAGGCCCGUUUGAAAAAGAGUGCAAAAACACUUUGGGGAAUUCAGAAGCAUCUCAAGCUUUAAAGUUGUUUGGAGACACCGUUCUGAAGUUACUGAAGAGAAGAUAGUAGACAUGGGAUUGUAUAUGCCAACGUUUUGAAUAACUUGAAUUCCUAAAAAUUGAUGAAGAGAUUCCCGUUUGUUUAGCCCUCUUGUUGUUUUAUUUAGCAUCCAGAUGUUGGAUGGUACUUACCUUUUUACAAUUCUUAACUGCAACACAAGAGGGGGAUUUGGUGUCUCUUCUGUAUCAUUACUUUCCUUAUACAUAUAUGUAGUUGCCAUCUGGUUCAAAAACAAGUCUGUUUUGGGAUGCAAAACAAGGAUAUUGGUGUUUAUUGUAUUCUAGAAAUUCUGAUUCUUUUCAGUAAAUACAUACUGAUUCAUUCUGGGUGAUUGGUACCUGUGUUCAUUUAUAUACUCUUUAAAAGUUGUAACUUUCUCUGCAAUGUAGAAAUAAUAUGUACACAUGAGUACUUUUUAGAAAUAAAUCCAUCUUGAGGCUACCCUCUUUCUGCUGGGACAACCAAUCAGCAGGACCAUUAAACAGAAACAUCAGGAAAUGGGGACUGUGUGUGUGUGCAGCACGCAUGCAUGCAGCCAUGCCUGUGAAGUUGGGUCAUUAAGAUAUGAAAAUAAUGGUGAUCAGACGUAGCUGUUAUAAAAUGUUCAAUGCAGUAAAGUAGAAUGCCUUUAGAGAGAGUCCUGACAGUCAUAGGUGGUGCAGCUUGUCACCGAUUUGGCAGAGGAAGGAAACCCUUGACUUGUGCAGUUACCAAAAAUAAAGCCUGAUUUAGUGAAAGCAUUUCAAACCUGCCUGUGAGAACCUCACCUGCCAUCACAUUAAAUCAAGACGCUGUUAUAAAUUGUUCUGGCGGGGCUCGGUCUCAGCAGUACAGUGGGCCCUGGCUCCCAGAGGCAUGGCAGUCAUGCCUGCUGCUCAGUUUAGCUCGUGUGAACAGCUUUUGCUUUUCAGUUGUGCCUGUUGGUAAUCGUGUCAUAAGAUUUGGACAUCUUAUGGGUACCUAGGAUUGCUUUUCUCAGAAUGUGGCACGUUCACUUUUUAUUCCUAAGUCAGUUGACUUCAGUUCAUAUUCUAGACUUUAUGGAUGUGAUACAGUAAGAAUUUAGGAAAAAGUAAAGAUGGCUUAUCUGUCCGUUACUUAAAUGAUAGUACUAAUGACUUAGAAAAUGGGAAGCUUAGAUUUAAAUAUUCACAUUAGGCUU
Molecule: messenger RNA, 2328 nt
Organism: Sciurus carolinensis (gray squirrel)
Lineage: Eukaryota; Metazoa; Chordata; Mammalia; Rodentia; Sciuridae
Product: L-lactate dehydrogenase A-like 6A
Exons: 1
Coding region: 1-1128 (375 amino acids)
Biological process (GO): carboxylic acid metabolic process
Cellular component (GO): cytoplasm
Molecular function (GO): L-lactate dehydrogenase (NAD+) activity
Source: RefSeq, a predicted model, not a curated record